Molecule: messenger RNA, 645 nt
Organism: Schistosoma mattheei
Lineage: Eukaryota; Metazoa; Platyhelminthes; Trematoda; Strigeidida; Schistosomatidae
Source: the annotation of a GenBank genome assembly
AUGAAAAAUAAAGCUGUAAAACCGAAUAUUUUUGUUAUGGAUUUGGUAUUGUUACAAAUUAUUUUCCCUACGAUCAGUGGAAUAACUGGUUGGCCAUUUAUGUCUGGUACAACAGUUAGAACACUUAGCAAUCUUGUUGCCCUAGUCAAAAUGGAUCAAAGUCCUGCACCUGGUAUGCCUCACAAGAUUGUGGGAACAGUAGAGCAACGAGUUAGCGGUGUAUUUGUGGGAAUCCUUGUUGCGCUUUCAAUAUUCCUUGGAUCUAUAUUAAGCAACAUUCCAUUGGCUGCACUCUAUGGAAUUAGCCAACUAUGUUGUCUUAUCUUUCCGAUCAUUAUUCUCAUCUAUGGCCUUAUUCGUGAAUUUGCAUUGCCUAAAUGGGAAUGGUUGGCGUUAUAUUUACAUCAACUUGAUCGUAAGUACAAACUACAUCCAAGUGUUAUGCGUAAACCACCAUCAACUGUACGUAAUUUAUCAACAAUACGUAAAGAAAGUGUUGGUAGUUUUGCAUCGGGUGGUUUAACUGUUACAUCACAAUUAAAAACUAAUAAUUUUAUUGAAUAUAUUCAUGAUCAUGAAACAGCUUCAUAUAGUGAUAUCAGUGAACAUGAAGAUGGUGUAGUUCGUCGAACUUGGGCAACAUAA